Messenger RNA from Coccinella septempunctata (seven-spotted ladybird), 1437 nucleotides. RefSeq lists its product as uncharacterized. The coding region runs from base 102 to 875 and encodes 257 amino acids. NCBI's taxonomy places the organism in Eukaryota, Metazoa, Arthropoda, Insecta, Coleoptera, Coccinellidae. The transcript has 8 exons. The record is from RefSeq and is a predicted model, not a curated record.
CAUUAGGGAAUCCUCAUCAGAAGAUGAGAAAGGCAGAGGCCUAAGAAAAAAAAAUUUCGAAGCACCUGAUAGGUCGUUAUUCUAAAUGUGCGUCUCCACCAAUGGAGGAAGCUGAUCAAUCAUCAGCAGAUUCAGAUUAUAGACUACAGGAGAUCGGGAUGCCACAACCAGAGAACUUAACUCGGUUAUGGCCUCAAACUUCUUCCAAUUUCUACAGUCCUCCCCGCAUGACAGGAACAGUUGCUAUCGAACACAAUGAGAUCUUACAACACCCGUCAGGGCCAAAACAAACAGGUGUCAACCAACAUGAGCCACUUUCCACUGAAAAUCGAUACACAAUACCUGAUUCACCCUUGUCCAUAAUCAAUCAAGAGGUUCAGACUAGAGUUGAAAACAAUGGGAACCUAGAAAGAAAGAUUGAUAGAUUAACUGAACUUGUUGGGAGGAUUCUCCUAGAAAUUGAGGAGCUAAAGUUACAGCGAGGAAAGAAUGAAGUGCUGAAUCACACUGAUUUGAGGGAUGAAUUUCCGUUUACGUCUUUGGAAAAAUUGAAGGAAUUUGAGGCAAGAUUAGAAGAUGAGGAGGAGAAAAAAAAAGUGACCCAAUACUUCAAAUCGAUAGGAGGCUUGACUUCCAAGGACUUCCAUUCGAGGGUGAUGGCAAGGGUCUUCACAAAUUCCCUUGCCAUGCAGUGUUCUUGGAAAGGAUUCAAGAACAAUUACAAGGUCGAGAGUAUGUUACUCCUACAAUGUUUAUAUUGUUACGAUACCGUUUCCCACAAUAAGCACGGAAUCGCAUCGGAACCCGAAAUACAGGAUUCCUGGAAGACGACACAAGGCGUGACCACCGAUUGUGACUCUUUCCGUUUUUCAUAAUUUGAAUAGUAGUUAGUUGAUGUCUAGCGUUAAAUAGAUUCAUUUGAUUUUUCUUUGAACAAAUAGAAACGAUAUCCAUUCUAUUGAGUUGUCCUUUAAUUACCAUUGGCAACCCUAAAAAGAAAUAAGUUCUUUUUAAGAAUAGACUUUUGGAUACGUUAUUCAUAACUGGCGCUGCGAACAGGAUAUCGCAACGGGGUUUUAGUGAAAAGAAAAAAAACUAAAAUCAGUUUCCAUAAGUGAAUAAGGACUCGUCCGGCAAUUGUACAGGCUGUUCGAAGAGUGUUCGAGGAACUCCCGGUGACUAUCAAGUCUUUGUGCGGUAUCACCAAGAAACCACAUCGAACCAGCAGAGAAUCAAUUCUACCACUCCAUCCAGAAGAAUGGACAUCAACUCGAUCCACUUCGAUUAAGAAGAAGGAACUACACACCCUAGGAUGCAUAUGUUGGUGAUGUAAGUCUAUCAAUCUCUUUCCUUAAACCCAGAAUCCCAAAGUUCAAUGACACAUACCGAUUCUUCAAGCGUACUAGAAGUUAUCGCUGAAGAUUCAGAAUUAUUAGA